Molecule: messenger RNA, 186 nt
Organism: Bipolaris oryzae ATCC 44560
Lineage: Eukaryota; Fungi; Ascomycota; Dothideomycetes; Pleosporales; Pleosporaceae
Exons: 1
Source: RefSeq, a predicted model, not a curated record
UCAGAUGAUAGGACUUCCGAAACGCCAAAGCCCAAGAGGAAGACACAAGCGGAGCUCGAUGCAGAGCUUAUGGAAAAACUGCAAGGGCUUGACAGCGAAGGAGGUGCAGCUGGCGUUGAAUACGAAGAUGGAAAGCCUGCCUCUAUGAAGAGAAGUGUGCGAAACAACAUGUUCAGAUACAUAUGA